CUACUUGAUACAGCAGAGCAAAACGUGGAACGACUCGCAGACUUACUGCAGAGCCACGUACACCGACCUGGCUACCAUCGAAAGUGACGCCGACAUGCUCAAACUUCAGAACGAAGCUCUGAAACAACAGUUCAGUUCUGAUGCCUGGUUUGGACUUCACAAAGAAUUGCACGACUGGCGCUGGUCCAGCAGUAAUGGGCCACCAGGAACCGUGAACAAGUGGGCUAAUGGUGAACCAGACAAUAAGCAAUACCAGGAAGAGUGUGGGUUUAUGGAUGACUCUGGUACUUGGGGGGAUGCAGCCUGUGCAUUGUCAUGGCCAUUUUUGUGUUAUGAUGGGACAAAAACUGGUAGCGGCAAGUACGUCUACAUCUUUACCAGUAAGACCUGGUUUGACGCUCAGAGCUACUGCAGGCUGCACUACACUGACCUGGCCAUCAUAAGAGAUCCAACUGAAAAUUCCCUCCUAGGUAUAUUAUUCACGUGGAUGACUUGGAUCGAUCUGUUUAGGACCACCUGGAAGUGGCUAGACCAGACCAACCUGGCCAACAUCACCUGGAAGUCUGGACAACCUGAUAAUUCAUUAUCACUUGAAGACUGUGGUUAUUUAUCUAAUUUUCAGGCCGGUGAUGCUCGGUGCUCGGACCUCAAACCUUUCUUCUGUCAUGGAAUUAUAACAGGCCAGAAGCAGAUCCUGAAGUUCAAGGUUCGGUCAGAUCAGGACGUGAACGAUCCUGCAGUGCAGGCAGCAUUACUGGAGAAGGUAGGUCUUAUUUUCUACUCUCAAGGUUCUUGCUGCUUCAUUCUCCAAUGA
Molecule: messenger RNA, 814 nt
Organism: Trichomycterus rosablanca
Lineage: Eukaryota; Metazoa; Chordata; Actinopteri; Siluriformes; Trichomycteridae
Product: C-type lectin 1-like
Exons: 3
Coding region: 95-814 (239 amino acids)
Source: RefSeq, a predicted model, not a curated record